Messenger RNA from Ahaetulla prasina, 966 nucleotides. RefSeq names its product calcium homeostasis modulator 3 (gene CALHM3). Lineage: Eukaryota; Metazoa; Chordata; Lepidosauria; Squamata; Colubridae. The transcript has 3 exons. The record is from RefSeq and is a predicted model, not a curated record. Gene Ontology annotation, molecular function: monoatomic cation channel activity. The coding region runs from base 1 to 966 and encodes 321 amino acids.
AUGGAUCGAUUCCAGAUGGUCUUCCAGUACUUCCAGUCUAAUUCAGACACAGUGACAAAUGGGAUCUGUGGGCUAUUAGCAUUGGCAAGUGUGAAGAUUUACACCGUCUUUGAUUUCAAUUGCCCUUGCCUUGUUAAAUACAACAUGGCCUAUGGCUUAGGAAUAAUGUUUAUCCCACCAGUAGCACUUUUUCUCUGUGGGCUCAUUGUCAACAGGCAAUUUGUUAUGAUGCUUGAGGAGUGGAGGAGACCAACUGGAGAUAGAAGGAAGAAUCCAUCCAUUAUCAGGUACAUGUGUUCUUCUGUUAUGCAACGGGCUAUGAUAGCACCCACCAUUUGGAUCCUAGUCACUCUUCUUGAUGGGAAAUGUUUUGUCUGUGCCUUCAGCAAUUCCAUUGAUCCUGAGAAUUUUCCAGGUUUUGCUGCCAACAUCACCACCUAUGAUGCCUUACAACACUUCCUUGCCAAAAUCCCAUGUAAACAUGAUGAGUUGAUGAGGAAUAACACUUCCCGCAAGGCAGCGUCCAGGUAUCUCAAAUGCUGUUCACAAGCUUUUGGUUGGAGUCUUCUUUUAAUCCUCAUCGUGAUGGCCUUCCUUGCUCAUUCUCUCAAGCCCUGCUUCAAUCAUGCCUCCUUUUUGCAAACCCGUUACUGGAGCAAUUACAUUGACCUUGAACAAAAACUAUUUGAAGAGACCUGUUGCGAACAAACGCGGGACUUUGCACACAAGUGUAUCCUCCAUUUCUUUGAGAGCAUGCAGACAGAAAUCAAGCUCAGGAGGUUUAAUGCCUACACAGAAGAAAAGGGAGCAAAAGCAAAGGAAAAUAUUCAUUUGAAUGGCAUCACUAGCCAUGAGCAAAUAAGCAAAUUUCUUUUGUCCUGGUACAAUAGGAAACCUCCACUGGAUUUGAGCCAAGCAUACAGGCAAAGAGAUUAUACCUUUGCGUUGGACAGGCAGCACAAUUAA